AUGAUCUCCAGGUACACGCGAAAGACGGCGCCACAGAGCGUGGAACUGAAAAAAAUAACACAGCAUGCUCUUAAUCAUCAUCCUCUCCCAGAGCAACUUGAUGAAAUCUCCACCAAUGACAGCCAUGAAAAAGAUACAAGCUCCCAAAGUGAGUCUGACAUCACACAGGAAUCACCUUUGACUUCAGCCGACACUGGGGAUUCAAGGUCAGCAUUUCCGAGUUACAGUGGCACAGGGGUCUCCACCGAAGGCAGCUCGGACUUCUCCUGGGGAUAUGCUGAACUCGAUCAAAAUGCCACUGAAAAGGUCCAGGCCAUGUUUACAGCGAUUGAUGAACUCCUGUAUGAGAACAAGUUGAGCGAAUAUACAAAGAGUCUUCAAGAAGAGUGCCAACAGUGGACAUCUAGCUUUCCUCACCUCAGGAUUCUAGGUAGGCAGCUGAUCACUUCAAGUGAUGGUUACAAAUUGUAUCCAAGGUCAGCUUCUGCCACUUCAACUUCACAUGAGACAACCAUACCUCAAGAAAGAGAUUCUACUAUAUUUGGUAUAAGAGGAAAGAAGUUAAAUUUUUCUUCUUAUGCUCAUAAAGCAUCUUCCAUUGCCAAAUCUUCUAGCCUGUGUUCUAUGGAAAAAGAAGAACAAGACUGUGUAAUCUACUCUGAAGGAAUAAUUGAGGAAUACUUAGCCUAUGACCACACUGAUAUGGAACAGGAGUUUCAUGGAACAAAGUCAGAAGUGGCUGCAGAGAGACAGAAAUCAGGCUACCCUCCCAUUGCUCCAUUUUACUGCAUGAAGGAAGAUGUGCUUGCAUACGUGUUUGACAAUGUGUGGAGCAAGGUCCUGGGCUGUAUGGAGGGACUGAUACGUAAUCACUGGGAAGGAUAUGUCUCUGAUGAUGAGAGCAAUGUUACAGUCACCAGACCAAAUUCAGGAAGCUCCUGUGCACUGAGUGAACCUCAGCCUCUGGUGUUACCUCGAGUGCCACAGUCUAAAGUGCUGUCCGUCACCUCAAAUCUGAUGGGCCUCUGUCAAGCAGCAAGCAGCCAUCAGCCAAAUGUGAAUGGUCUCUUGGUCCAUGGGAUGCCGCUACAGCCAAGAAAUCUCUCCCUAAUGGAUAAGCUCCUAGAUCUUGAUGACAAGCUACUUACGAGGCCUGGGUCCAGUACCAUCCUUUCAGCCCGAAAUUGGCCAAAUCGAGCUCUGGAGCUUAGUUCAUCCUCUCUGUCAUACACAGCUCAGUCUGUCAGGAGGCGGAACCCCCCACCACGGACACUUCAUCCAAUCAGUACAAGCCAUUCCCGAGCUGGAACACCAAGACCUGUGGAAGAACUCCUCAGAGGAGCCCGAGUGCCUGUGGCCACCGACUCACUCUCCUCGCCCUCACUGAUGCCCCUCAGUCGAAACAAUCUGCUGCCACCUAUUGGUGCAGCUGAGGUGGAACACCUGAGUGCCUUGGGGCCACAGAGGCAAAUGAAACCUCAUAGUGAUCUGAGCCGAGCUCGAAGCGCAGUGGUGGAUGAGCCAAACCAUCAGCAGCCCCCAGAGAGGUUCCUUCUGCCGGACUUUUUCUCCAGGCCCAACACAACGCAGUCCUUUCCGCCUAUCCAAAUUCUAUCCAUAAAGGAAACUAUCACACUGUCAUACCCUCUCAUGGCUGUCUGA
Molecule: messenger RNA, 1662 nt
Organism: Elephantulus edwardii (Cape elephant shrew)
Lineage: Eukaryota; Metazoa; Chordata; Mammalia; Macroscelidea; Macroscelididae
Gene: FAM149B1
Product: family with sequence similarity 149, member B1
Exons: 13
Coding region: 1-1662 (553 amino acids)
Biological process (GO): protein localization to cilium; cilium assembly
Source: RefSeq, a predicted model, not a curated record